AUGAACCGCCUCGGGGCCCGCUGCUGCUGCUACUGGGGAUACUGGGAGCACUGGGACCCCCGGCCGCGGGGCAGGACCCGGGCCUGGCCCCGAGCCCCACCCCACCGCCCGCCCCAACGCCACCAGGCCGGUGUUCCCGUGCGGGGGGGACCACCGAGGGAGUCAGGGUUCAUCGCCAGCGAGGGCUUCCCGGCACUACCCCCGGCAGCAACUGCACCUGGACCAUCACGGUCCCCAAGGGCCCAGGUGGUCACCCCCACACCCCAUAACACCUCCUCAGGUCCCCGAGGGCCAGGUGGCCCUGUCCCCGAGGGCCAGGUGGCCACCCUGUCCUUCCGCGUCUUCGACCUGGAGCCGGACCCUCUGUGCCGCUUCGACUCCCUCUCGGUGUUCGGGGGGCACGGCCCGGGGGCGCCGCUCCUGGGGCGUUUCUGCGGCACCUUCCGCCCGGGGGCUCUGCGGGCCCCCCAAAACCGCCUCAGGCUGCGCAUGGAGAGCGACGGCGGCACGGCGGCAGGGGCUUCCUGGCCUGGUUCAGCGCCCGGCAGCCCCCGCCAGCGGGCCCCCAGGACAGCGGCGCUCAGGGCUCAAAAUAAGCCCCAUUUUUUUCGGGAGUCCUGGCACUAUUUUGAUGAGCACCAAUUUUGUGGGGGGCGGCUGGAGAAGCCCCAGGGGAGCCUGAACACCCCGAAUUGGCCCGAGGAGAAUUAUCCCCCCGGCAUCAGCUGCUCCUGGCACAUCGUGGGACCCCCCGACAAGGUGGUGGAGCUGCGGUUCGGGAAGUUCGACGUGGAGCCCGACCCCCACUGCCGCUACGACUACGUGGCCGUCUUCGAGGGGGGGGCUCGGGACGACGCGCGGCGCCUCGGGAGCCCCAUCGUCUCCUCCACGCCGGAGCUGCUGGUGCAGUUCGUGUCCGACCUGAGCGUCACCGCCGACGGCUUCUCCGCCUCCUACACCCCUGCGGGACCCUGGGAGCCCCGAGACCCCCAGCCCCGGGAAAACCCCGGGAGUGUUGUGGUGACCGGGACGGUGAAAUCGCUGUCGAGGGGACCCCCCCAGGAGCCGGGCUGGGCCGUGGUGUCCCUGCUGAGCAUCCCCAAGGUCGGGGGGCUGGGGGUCCCCACCCCACCCAAGGGGGCCACGCUGCGCCUGCAGCUGCCCUGCCGCCUCUGUCCCGCCCUCAAGAAAGGCUCCAGCUACGUCCUGAUGGGGCGGCUGGGGGGGGACGGGGGGGCCCUGCUGCCCCCCGACUCCUUCGUGGUGCCCUACCGGCCACAGCAGCAGCAGCAGGUGCUAAACAACCUCAGCAAGAGGCCGUGUCGGGGGAGCCCCUGA
Myiozetetes cayanensis is the source of this 1338-nucleotide messenger RNA. Its product is annotated as procollagen C-endopeptidase enhancer 1-like. The transcript is spliced from 10 exons. Bases 1 to 1338 code for a protein of 445 amino acids. The record is from RefSeq and is a predicted model, not a curated record. Lineage: Eukaryota; Metazoa; Chordata; Aves; Passeriformes; Tyrannidae.